This is a messenger RNA of Strongylocentrotus purpuratus (purple sea urchin), 4545 nucleotides long. Its product is annotated as brain-specific angiogenesis inhibitor 1-associated protein 2-like. Lineage: Eukaryota; Metazoa; Echinodermata; Echinoidea; Camarodonta; Strongylocentrotidae. The record is from RefSeq and is a predicted model, not a curated record. Gene Ontology annotation, molecular function: protein binding. Gene Ontology annotation, biological process: plasma membrane organization; actin crosslink formation; positive regulation of actin filament polymerization. The coding region runs from base 142 to 2208 and encodes 688 amino acids. The transcript is spliced from 16 exons. Gene Ontology annotation, cellular component: nucleoplasm; cytosol.
GAGCGACGUGCAUCAUAAACCGUGCACAUAACGAAAACAAAGGUGAUCAAGCCAAGAUCCAGUUCGGUGCUCGCAAUAUCAAUACUGAGAAUAGUAACAAUAUCAUCGAUAAUUCUGGCACUGGUAAUACCCCUGAUCAACAUGGCGACGGGAGAACAGCUUCAUAGAAUGACAGAAAAUGUCUACAGGCAUACAAUAGAUGGGUUCAAUCCUGAAUUACGGAAUCUAGUUACUCUCGGCCGAGCUUAUGAGAAAGCCUUACAAAGUGUAUCACAGGCAGCUAAGGAUUAUUUCAAUGCCAUAGUAGCUGUUGGUGAACUAGCAAGUGAGACUAAAGAUUCAAGACAACUAGGUCAGUCACUACUUCAAAUUGCCGAGACUUACAGGCAGAUAGAAACUGAGAGAGAAAUCACGGUGCAUGCAUUGAGGAAAGAGCUUUUGCAUCCAUUAGAAGGCAAACUAGAGCAGGAAUGGAAGACUGUGCUUCAGGUUCAGAAAUCAUAUUUAUCAGAAAACAAGGCAAAAUCAGAGGCUGUGGAUAAGUGUCGCUCCGAGGUGAAGAAACUUCAGAAGAAAACCCAGAAGAAUCACAGUGAAAAGUACAUAGAGAAAGAACAGAGGACAGCAGAAGAGCUUCAACUUCUCACCAAACAACUACAUAACUUCAGAUCUAAUGGGCUGAGAGAGGCAUGGACCGAAGAGAGGAGACGCUAUUGUUACCUUGUCGAUCGGUAUUGCUCUCUCAUCAAAAACAAUGCUGCUUUCUUUAGCAAGGCUCAGAGUGUUCUUCAUCAUCGCCUUCCCAAGUGGAAUGAGUCAUGUGACAAACCAGACAAGCUGCCUGAAGAAUGUGAAGACAUCCUCAGCUUUGAUUUCUCUGGUCCCCUUGAGACGCCCCUUCAGGUAGAGCUAAGGAACUCUAGAAGACUCUACGAACGCAACGUCCUGCUCACCCAGAAUGAAGAGAGAAUCAAGAAGUCCCCUGUACAUGAGCCUCACUCCCCCAAAACUGGUAACAAUCCCGACCGGCCCCUUUCUGUGGAUGUUGAGCCCCAGCAGCCGCCCCCUCCCAGCAGCACGGGGAUGACCUCCAGCUACAGUGCUACCCUCCCCAACAUCAAGAAGCUAGGGAGCGGCUCGUCGCACCCCUCCGUCCACCAGCUACCCCCCUUCCAGAGCGGCAACCAGCAACAGAUGGUCCCCCCGAUGACACAGGCCGCAACAACACCGUCAUCGCCACCACCGCAAUCACCCCAGCCACAGACUAAUGUGCCUUCGGGUUUAGCAGGGAGGCAUUCCAAGUCUCUUAAGUCACCUCAUCAUCUCAAUGCCAUAUCUCAGACGAUGCCUCGUCAAACAUUCAUGCGUCGGGUAUCGGAGGCAGGUGACAUGAUGGAGAAUGAGCAGAAGAUGCCUCGCGUUCAGGCCGUCUACACCCACGCUGCGACGGGAGAAACCCAACUUCCUUUCAAUGAGGGAGACAUCAUUGGCUUGGUUGGUCCUAAGAACAACGGUUGGUUCUAUGGACACAACUACAGGAGUAGGAGGAAUGGAUGGUUUCCUAUUACCUACACACAACCCUUGCCUGAAAUCUCACCCAAAACUAAUGGAACAAGUAAUAUAUUGAGCACCAAGGGUGUAGCAGCCAGUAUGGACAACCUCCAAUCCGUGGGCAAUGACUACCCUACCCCUGACUACUCCGGCCCCGGCAGCCCCGUCUCCCCCAUGGCCCCCGCUGCAUCAACCCUCUCCCUCCCCCAGGUCGGCAUCGCCGUACCGACCAACCUCUCGACCGUGUCGCCCUACACCAACCCCUCCUCAUCCUCCUCCAACAACAACGGCAUGGGCAACGGUGGGGUGAAACCCUCGGGGUUGCUGAUGACCGCACCCGUGGGAGUGGUCGAGGGAGAGGAAAGGAACGUCUUUCAGAAUCAGCAGAAACAGCAGACCGGAAACUCGACCUUUAAUACCGCUGUGCCAAACGCUCUUGCUCAAAAGCAGUCUGCUUCCAUCCAGCCUGAUGUCCAGCUCUCUCAAAUCCAACUCUCUGUGCCUGAUGAAAACACCAAUGUGCCCUCACAAAACAACGGAGAUCAGGGAGACGGCAACCCUUUUGGAUCGAUUCAGCUUCGUAAGACGGUGACGAACGAUCGUUCUGCUCCUAUCAUCCCUAGAGACUAUCAGAUGGGUGAAUUUGCACGGCACUAAUCUAUUCUCCAAGCAUACUGAAACAAGAUAUACCAUUCAACUCGACUGAGAAGAAACGUUGUCAAACUCUGCAAUAUUAUUUAACUCAUGCGAGGAAAAACGUAUAUAUACCAUGCACUGAAUAUUAUGGUAAUAUUACAUCACAACAUUCCCAAAUACAUCGUUGCCAUGUCAGGCAACACACCUACGUGGAUUUUCAUGAAACCAGGAACAUUUUAGGUGCAUAGGGUAUCAUCGCCUAUUGAAAUAUGCAAGCAUUUCUGUGAUGUCAUACUUUGUAAUAUUCAGAACAAAUUUCUGUAGGUGAUGCAGCUGGAACUACAUGUAAUUGUCCUAAAGUAAGAUUUCUUGAAAGUCUUUGCGACAAUGUCAGACUUGCUUUAAAGUCUUAGGUGGAAGUCAGUUGCUUUCAUCCAACUCUACAUAUGCCAGUUACGUCAUUUUUCGGAAUGAAGAUAGUAUUUGCUUAAAUUUCAGGAGGGCAUUAACUGAUAAGGCUUUACAUAUGGUAUAUGUAAUGCCCAUCUGGCAGACAAACUGUAGUAAGAGUAAUUACUAAAAUAUUGUGUCAUUAUUUGCAAGAUAAAUCUUGUUGUUAUUUGGAUUAAAAUGUGUACAUUGUACAUGCAUUCACAUGUAUCUGUGUUUAUGGAUGUUAUUAAAAUUUGACAAAUGGUCUUAAAAUUUGAUCCGAGACCAAAGUGGCCAUUUUUUAGCCAAAAUUUGUGCUAUAAAUGAGACAAAAGGUCUUUUGUAUUAUGCAACUCAACAAAUUAAUGUAUGUGCCUACAUAUUGCCUUUCGUGUAAAUUGCAAUAUUUUAUGAACAAAAUCAAAUAUAGUAUCCUUUCUAGUCACAUAAAGUGAGUACAUACUUGUAUUAAGAAGAAUAAAACGGCUUUUAUGUAAAAUGAUGCUGGUAUUGGAAUAUAUAUUUGUAUAUGCAUUUUGUUUUUCAUAUUGCAUGUGUAAAUAGACUAAACUGCAACUUGCAAUAUAAUCAUGUCGUUCAGAUGUUGUAUGCAUUUGGCCGUCUUGUAAAUAAGAAAGUUUUUAAGAAUGCUCUUAUGGUCAAUAUAUUUGCCCACUUUUUGUAUAUGUCUGAAGUAAAUUGUCAAAUCAUGUCAUAUAAUUAUUGAUUUUUUUUAAAAAUAUUGCUUAUUUAUAAUUUUUAUGUUACUUUUACAAAAUAUCAGUUAUCUCAAAAUGCUACAACGUUUAUAUUAUGAUGUUAAAAGAGGCCUGUUUAUAAUAAUUACACUGUUACAAAUCACUGUACAGCUUGUGACAAAUAUUAAGAAUACAUCUAAUUAUUUUUGUAUGCAUGUAUGAUUUUUGUAAUGCUAAACAGUAAAUUAGCUAUGCCAAGAUGUCAUCUAUUUUAAGGUUUGGCAGUUAGUCAUAUCAAAUUUAGUUUUAAAACAUCAAUGUCACUUUAUUACAUCAUGUGUAGCGUAGUCAUAGACCUUAAAAUAUAUGUAGCGAUUUUCUUUAAGUUUGGAAUGAUGUUCUAAAAUGUCUAACUGUGAAGAGGGAAAAGCUUUUGAAAGGAAUCACAAAGUUACUUGCAUGAUAUCAUACAACGCCUGCCAAUUGUGUUUUCAGCCAUAACAUAUUCAAACCAGAGAAUUACAUGUGUUACCAUAGCAACAUAAAUAUUUUCUAAAACUCAACCCAAGGCAAUUGCAACAUCCUUGUGGGUCGCCUAUUGAAAUGUGCAAACAUAAAAAUGUUGAAAAAAAUCAUGAAUUUUGAUCAAAAAAACAAUAAUUUUGAAUCUCUCAAAGUGUUGCCAAUUUAAGGAUUUUGAAGCUUAUUUUCCUUUUUCAAAAUUCUUGGUUUCAACGCAAUAUAGACAUGAAACAAGGUUGCCCUUUCUACUAAUGCAUCUGGCAUAUUUUUAGGGCUCUGAUCAAAGAUUAUAGAGCAAACCACAAAAUGUGGUAUAGUUGCCGCAAAAGGGUUAAAUGGAUUACAUAUGAAGAGGCUGCUUUAGACAACUUUUUAAUGAUUUUAGGGGUGAAACAUGGUCUGCUGAUAGAAAGUAUCUGCAGAAAAAGCAGUUGUUGGAGAAACACAGUAUUAUCAAUACCGUACACUGUAUAGGCAAGUAAUGUUGUACAAUGUAUAUAUGCAAACUUGUGCAUUAUAUAUCCAGAGUCUUCCAAAUUUACAGGUUUACAAGGUCGCUCUCUCAACUCAUGGAAAAACAAUAUUUUGACCAAAAAUAUGUUUACAAGGUAGCUCUGCUCUCUAAACUCAAGGGAAACUAUUUUUGAUAGAGAAACAAAUUUGAAGUUGUAUGCAUGUAAAAUGAUGUUUUAGGAAUUGAAGGGAA